GCAUGGCAGGGAACGGGCCGCCUGCCCCCGCCGCCUGCCCCGAGCCUCUGCCCCGCAGCGUCUUCAAGAAGUUCCUGCUUAUGCUCAUGUCCCUGCUCAUGUCCCUCUACGUCUUCUACUGCCUGGCCGAGCGCUGCCCCAGCUUGCCCGGGCCCCUGCUGGCGGCCGCCCCGGAGCAGGCGGCGGGCGGCGGCGGGCGGCUGGAGCCGGGGUCCCCCUCGCUGGCCAGCUGCCCGCCGGCGGCCCGGAGGAAGCGGCCGAAGCAGCAGCGGCGGCGGCCCGACGUGCCCGGCCGAGGCGCGGGGUCGGGCGGCGGCGGGGAGCCCCCGGGCACGCUGGCCCUGCUGCUGGGCGAGGGCAGCAAGCGGCUGCCGCAGGCCAUCAUCGUGGGCGUGAAGAAGGGCGGCACGCGGGCGCUGCUGGAGUUCCUGCGGGUGCACCCCGACGUGCGGGCCGCGGGGGCCGAGCCCCACUUCUUCGACCGCGGCUACGAGCGGGGCUUCGGCUGGUACAGGGAGCUGAUGCCCAGAACCCUGGAUGGACAGAUCACCAUGGAGAAAACUCCCAGCUACUUUGUCACCAAGGAAGCACCUGCUCGAAUCUCCGCCAUGUCAAAGGGCACCAAGCUCAUCGUGGUGGUGCGGGAUCCCGUGACCCGAGCCAUCUCCGAUUACACGCAGACUCUCUCGAAGAAGCCCGAUAUCCCCACCUUUGAGAGCCUGACCUUCAAAAACAGGACUACAGGCCUGAUCGACACCUCGUGGAGCGCCAUCCAGAUCGGCAUCUAUGCCAAGCACCUGGAGAACUGGCUCCUCUACUUCCCCAUUGGGCAGAUCCUCUUCGUCAGCGGGGAGAGGCUGAUCAGCGACCCCGCCGGGGAGCUGGGCAGGGUCCAGGACUUUCUGGGCCUUAAGAGGAUCAUCACGGACAAACACUUCUACUUCAACAAAACCAAGGGCUUCCCCUGCCUGAAGAAAGCUGAAGGCAGCAGUAAACCCCACUGCCUGGGGAAAACGAAAGGCAGGACCCACCCCAGUAUAGACAGAGAGGUGGUGCAGAGACUGCGAGAGUUCUACAGGCCUUUCAACAUGAAGUUCUACCAGAUGACUGGGCACGACUUCGGCUGGGACUGAGGCUGAAAAAAAGAAUAAUUUAAGAAAAGAAAAAAUAUAAUAUAAUAUAUAUUUUUUUUACAUAUCAGUAGAGAGGAAAUGUAAGAGGUGUGCUGAAAACGCUCUCCAUUCUGUUUGUUCUUUUUGACACGAUGUCACUGCUUGGUUUGUUUUCUUUCCUCUGUUAGCAGCGGGUUGGUGUCUGCUUCCACGGUCGAGGCAAGGUGGCUGUGGACCAAAGCUUGGUGCUAUUGAAGUCAAGAGGGCUCUGGCCCUUUGUCAGUGGUUUCAGGAUUUGACACUAUGUCUAUAUAAAAGUCCAGGAACAACAUUUUCAGAUUUGCCUAAGUGACUUAGGAGCCUAAGUUUUAUUUUUCAAAAGCGACAUAGGCACUUAGAAGAGCCUAACUCUCAUUGAAAGUCAAUAGGAUGUAGGCUUCUAAGGCCCAGAUUUUAAAAGGUAUUUAGGCGUUGCUGUGCUCAGCCUUGCAAUGUCUAACUGAUUUAGGCACCUAAAUUUCAUCAUUAAGAUUGAGGCUCCUAAUCACUUUUGAAAAUGGGAUCUAGGCUCCUAAAUCAGUUAGGUAUUGCAACAGUGAGUAC
Messenger RNA from Terrapene triunguis (Three-toed box turtle), 1715 nucleotides. Its product is annotated as heparan sulfate glucosamine 3-O-sulfotransferase 3A1-like. Gene Ontology annotation, molecular function: [heparan sulfate]-glucosamine 3-sulfotransferase activity. The transcript is spliced from 2 exons. Bases 3 to 1133 code for a protein of 376 amino acids. NCBI's taxonomy places the organism in Eukaryota, Metazoa, Chordata, Testudines, Emydidae. The record is from RefSeq and is a predicted model, not a curated record.